Fusarium keratoplasticum is the source of this 1377-nucleotide messenger RNA. Its product is annotated as Zn(2)-C6 fungal-type domain-containing protein. Gene Ontology annotation, molecular function: zinc ion binding; transcription cis-regulatory region binding; DNA-binding transcription factor activity, RNA polymerase II-specific. Gene Ontology annotation, cellular component: nucleus. The transcript has a single exon. Lineage: Eukaryota; Fungi; Ascomycota; Sordariomycetes; Hypocreales; Nectriaceae. Bases 1 to 1377 code for a protein of 458 amino acids. Gene Ontology annotation, biological process: positive regulation of transcription by RNA polymerase II. The record is from RefSeq and is a predicted model, not a curated record.
AUGGGCAAGACAAGAGUUCGCGUCGUCGAAGGCUCUUGCUGGCCCUGCAAGAAACGUCGAAUCAAGUGCGACCUAGCCAAACCCAUCUGUUCGAGAUGCGCCAAAGUCGGCGCCUCUUGCGAUUACAAUACCCGGUUGAUCAGAUGGAGCACGCGACCAGCUGUUACAGUACCCGCCAUCUAUCAAGUAACGAGUCGUGAUGAACAGCUGGCUUCCUCUCUCGCCGUCUACGAGAAGCGCUCCCUCGACUACUUCCACGGCCGUUUCUGGCCGUUACUCACAACUGCUUCAGAACCAUGCGCACCUCCGACCCUCAUCGCUUUAGAGCAUCGCGUCGUAUUGCUUGCCACCUGUGUCCUAGCCGACUCACAUCGAUGGCUGCAAGAUGGACGCAAUAGUCGCAGCAUCAUGAACGUCAAGCGGGCGGAAUGUCUCGCCGCCCUACGUGAAAAGGUCAACGACUAUUGUGCAAAGGACGAUGGCCCACUGCAGACACUCCUGUUUGCCGUGUUGCUACUCUACUUCCAUGACGGUUUCCUCGAGUGCGCGCAGUCCUCAAUGUCUACUUCAAGCCAUCGGGAUGGGGUGCUGGCCAUUCUCCAACGCCUCGGGGGCAUAGAAACUGUCCUGGGUAGUGGUCAAGACCCUCUUCACAUGCUCUUAUCAGAGUUUGCGACAACAGAUCUCACCAGAGCUAUGCUCACAGGUCAAGCUCCUUCCUUUUCACCUGCCUUGUGGGAUGUUGUCGACAGGGGCCCUGUCUGGUGGGGGAGAGACACAAUGGGAUACUGUUCGCUCUCGUCUGUCUUUCAGGAGAUAUCAAGCAUGGCCUUCUAUCUCGAAGAUGUGGCGCAGAUGCGCCAGGAGUUCUCAAUCGAACGAAUCCGAACCUUUGAGGUAUCUCUGAGGCCGACAUACGCACCCCUGGCUCUAGAAGACCUACCUUCGCCUGGUUCAAGUUCAAAGGAAUCGACAGAGUCCGACAAAGAAUCAGCGCAAGCGUACAGUCUCGUCCGCAUCUUCCAACACUCAGCACUCAUCUAUCUCUACCGGGCAAUAUGCGGCCUGCCCUCCAACCACGCAUUGGUCCAACAACAUACUCAAUCAUGUCUUGACUGUAUCUCCAGCAUCAAACGGCCCUCCAAGAUCCUCAACUGUUCAGUCCUGCCUCUUUGUAUUGCCGGGGCUCAUGCCCAAUGCCCAAAGCAGCAGCGGGCAGUUCGCAGUAUGGCGACAUUUAUAUAUGAUGAGAUUCGGUUUGCGUCCGUCAACUCGGUCGUUGCGGCUUUGGAAGCCAUCUGGAAGAGAACGCCGGAGGAGAGCUUGACUUGGACUGAAAUGUUUUCACACUUGAACCCGGAGGCCAUUAUCCUCUAG